This is a messenger RNA of Acanthoscelides obtectus, 1477 nucleotides long. The record is from the annotation of a GenBank genome assembly. Lineage: Eukaryota; Metazoa; Arthropoda; Insecta; Coleoptera; Chrysomelidae.
CACAAUGUAUUUAUCAUUUUUCGAUUUAUGAACAAUAAACAUCAUGUUACAGUGAGUAAAUGUUAGUUCCCUCUCUACCUCCAAAAAAGAUCGUAUCAGACGCCCAUUUUCUCGAAUCAAGACGAAGAGCCCUGCACAGAUGGACGACAUUGAUAAGUAGACAUCCAGUCAUCUCUCAAGAUCCCUUGGUGCAAUUUUUUCUGACAGAUCAAGGGCCUGAUUGUCAGUAUCGCAUCAAGGAGACAUUUCACAGAGCUCCCGACGAAUUCAUGACCUCUGAUAUUGCAGCAACUGCCAAGAAUCUUCUACCUCCAAACCAUUCUCAACAAGCAUUCAAUUCACAAAACAUUCGUACUCUGGUAAAUGUCAUUGGAAAAUUGAAACAACUGGCUGAAGACAACGUUGAACGUCAAAAUGUAUCUAGCAGACAGUGUGACGAUUUUUCAGCUCAUAUUAAAAUACUCAGCACUUUGGAUAUUGGCGAAGGAAAAAGUUGUAUCAGUAACUGGGGAGAUAUGCAGAAGGGGUUUAAUGUGAUAGCUAGAGAAACUCCGAAAUUGGUAGCCAAAAGCAAUCAGCAAGCUUCACUGGAGCAAAAUAUCGUAUGUGAAAGACUUGGUCUACUGUUGGACAUCUUAGUUGCUCACAAGCAACUUUGCGAAAGGUUAGAAAAAGGUCUGAAUAAGGAACAUGUAGCUGCUUUGUCCAAGUUGCUUUCUUUGAAGAAAAGGAAAAUACAGGGUGUUAUUAGAGGAACUGGUGCUGAAAGUGUGGAAAAUCUUGAGGCAAAAGUGCUGACUCAAGAAAGCGUCAUAAUCAACAUGGAAUUGAGGACUGACUUUAGUUUGUACUGUAUGCAUAUGGAAACUCAGUUGGUGUAUGCUUAUUUAGGUACACUGUCCUACAUCAUGGACAGUAUUAUAAGCCUCAAGUUGAGGAACCAUUCAGAGUCUUACAAUACAUGGAAACACAUACAGGACGUCGCACAAAGCUUUUUUGCCAACAGCCAUCACAGUAACGGUGUACCAUCAUGACUUUGUGAAGUCAGCAACAACAAGUGUUUUAAUUAAGUUAGGAUAAAUUAAUUAUUUUUAUAUUCAUACUUGACACCACAGGUUAUUGGGUACUACUAACUGUAUUUACUAUAGGAGUAGGAAAAAUAUUGCUAUUUAAUGUUAUAAUGGAAUGAAAUCUCAUAGGAAUGAAUAUACAGGGUGACGGGAAAAUAGAUGCGGAGCCGGUGGGAGGAGAUUGUACAAGCCAAUCUGAGUCGAUUGUACUAUAGGAACUACUGUCCGAAAAUUAGCCGUUUUCGAAUUAUAGGGUAGAGUGGGGUUAACUGGACCCAUCAAAAUUUAAACUCUGUUUUUGACCAGUAAAUCGUUGCUAAAAACAUACCUUUGUGACCAUGCUUUGGUAGUUAUGUAAGUAAUUGGAAAACGUAAUGUUUAAAGUUAAAUUUAAAUUUAUGUGUAUG